AUGUACCAACACAGCACGCAGCUCAGUCGGCAUCAGCAGUCUGUCUUGUCGAUCAUCGAGCGCGUAUGCUCAUGCGUGUCUGUGGUUGGCUCGGGUGUCGUCAUUGCGACCUUUGUCAGCUCGAGGGAAUUUCGCAAACCGAUCAAUCGCUUGAUCUUCUAUGCGUCAUGGGGCAACCUCCUAUCGAAUGUUGCGACUCUCAUUGCCGAGUCCAGUCUGCAGGAUAGUCCCCAUGGCGCCCUGUGCCAGUUCCAGGGGUUCAUGAUUCAGUGGUUCUUGCCAGCGGACUCUCUGUGGGCGCUCGCCAUGGCGUACAAUGUGUACCUGGCGUUCUUCAAGCAUUAUGAUACCAGGCGUCUAGGGAUGCUCGAGUGGAAGUAUGUGCUUUUCUGUUAUGGAGUGCCAUUUAUUCCGGCGUUCGUCUAUCUCUUCCUCAGCUCCGAGUCGAGGGGCAAGGUAUACGGCGAUUCUGUGUUAUGGUGCUGGGUCUCGCUGCAGUGGGACUUUCUCCAGAUAGCCGUAUUCUACGGACCAGUCUGGUUCAUCAUCUUGCUCAUCCUCGCCAUCUACAUCCGUGUUGGCUUAACCAUCUGGCGACAACGACGUGAACUGAGAAAGAUCAUCAGGCCGACUUUCGAACUUGCCACAGACACCACCGUGUCGGGAGACGUUGAUCUCCACGGAACAGUACAACCAGUGCCACUUGAUAGCUUCCGGCGACACUCAACCAGAGAGCGGAGUCCUACUUCUACUCCUAAUUCAUCCCAUCGAAUAAUUUCUCCCGAUGUCUGGUCUACUCAGAAUCAUGCUGGUCUUCGAAAUGCCCCUCCUGGUACUGCAGUCUCUGUUUCCUCCAACGUCUCUCCUACAGCCUCGACUUCAAUCAGCCACCACAACUACGAUCUAGGCCGUUCCGGCGCAUACACUAGCCCUGCGUCGGAAGCGUACUACAAAUAUGCCCUUCUCUUCUUUGCGGCAUUAAUUGUCACAUGGGUCCCUUCAUCUAUCAACCGUGUUUAUGCGCUUGCCGCCUCGAAUCACUAUGUCUUCGGCUUGAGUUGCGCCUCGAGCUUCGCUCUUCCUCUGCAGGGAUUCUGGAAUAGUCUUAUCUACAUUACUGUGUCGUGGCACGCCAUUGUAACCUGGUUUCGACAUGUCGGUAACCAGGCGCGGCGCACCUCCAGUGCUACGCUUCGACCUUUGAAAUCUUCCUUGCGUCGUUUGAGUCGGGACUGA
Aspergillus pseudoviridinutans is the source of this 1236-nucleotide messenger RNA. RefSeq names its product G protein coupled receptor family protein (gene gprL). Gene Ontology annotation, biological process: cell surface receptor signaling pathway; adenylate cyclase-activating G protein-coupled receptor signaling pathway. The record is from RefSeq and is a predicted model, not a curated record. The transcript has 4 exons. The coding region runs from base 1 to 1236 and encodes 411 amino acids. Gene Ontology annotation, molecular function: G protein-coupled receptor activity. Gene Ontology annotation, cellular component: plasma membrane. Lineage: Eukaryota; Fungi; Ascomycota; Eurotiomycetes; Eurotiales; Aspergillaceae.